Messenger RNA from Herpailurus yagouaroundi (jaguarundi), 4883 nucleotides. It is a transcript of the gene TMEM215, whose product is annotated as transmembrane protein 215. Lineage: Eukaryota; Metazoa; Chordata; Mammalia; Carnivora; Felidae. Bases 1570 to 2277 code for a protein of 235 amino acids. The transcript has 2 exons. The record is from RefSeq and is a predicted model, not a curated record.
UUGGUAGUACUAUUCUCAUUUUGCAGAUGAGUCCACUGACUGUCAGGAAGGUUAAGUCACUUUCCCAAGAACACACAGCUUGUUUAAGCAGGGGAAGGCCUGGAUGUCACAGCUCUUUCAAAGUUCUUUCCACCGCAGUGCCUUGACAUGAAAGAGUAUACACCCUUCUCUUUUCUCUUCCUUACUUACUAUUCCCCGUCUAGCUUAAAUGAACAUCCUUGUUGAAGAACCACAGCCAAACCAGUCUUGCCACUGGGGCCAGAAGAAUCCAUCCCCCCCACUGCAGUGGGAACAGACAGGCAGCUUCAGCAAGGGAGGAGAGAAUCCCCCAAAGCUGGAGCUGCAGGACGGACUGUUCGGCCUGACCUACCCAGUCAAGGCCCCUACUUCUCCUCGCUAGCUAGGUGUCAGGUGCCACUCGCAGGGAUAGGGAUCCGGGGUCAGAGAGCCCUUCUUCCUCAGCCCAGACAGCCUGGCUGGCACCACCGCAGUGUUGGAGUAGGAUCCCAGCUCCAAAACCACUCCCACCAGGGUCCAGAGCUGGAAGACCAGGGGGAAAGGCUCUGCUGACUCCCCAGAAGUCUCGAGCAAGACCUGACACCCACUCCUCACCACUGUGUCAGCCUGGGCGUCCUGUGGGCUCCGGCGGCGGCGCAGCCCGCGCUGCUGCUGGAGCGCCUUUGCACGCCGCUGCCGCCCAGCGCCCGGACCCAGAGCAGCCCGCGGGCGGCGGGACCCUGGAGGAGUGCAGCCCUCUGAGCCCCGAGAGCCUCAGCCUCGAGGUUGAGAGACGGGCAGUCGGAGAACCUCUUGGGAGCUGCUGUCAGUCGGGUUGGAUCACCUAGAUUUGUGAUUCGAUAAAGAUCCAGGUCCCCGAGGGAUAUCUCCAGCUAGCAUCUCUGGCCCUCGGACGGUGAACUCGGAGUCCAGGCUGCCCCGUGGGCAAACCGACUGGAGUUCCGUUCUCCGGCCCCGCGACAGCCUCGCACCCCCCGGCCCUCCCCAAGCACGGAGGCCUUUGCAGCCGUCCGGCUCAGCCCUCCUGGGCAGCGGCGGAACGGACUCCAGCUGCUCCAACCGCCCCGACUGGGCUCUGGGCGACCUCGUCUGCCCGGGUGGCUCUCCCUGGGGUCUGAACCCCUCGCGCCCCCGCGCGUCCUUCUUUGUUUCUGAGCUUGCUCUGAAAGUGAUGUAACGAGGCCAGACUCGCGCGCCGUUUUCCCUCUUUUCGCAGACUAAGUCCUUCCUCCCUCCAGCACCCGAUGCUCUGCGCGCAGAGUCGGGCGCUGGGCUGUGCUGUCACUCCAUUCCCAGAGCUCUGGAGACCGACGGGCACUGUUGGGAGAGACGCACUCUCACGUCCCACCUCCUGGAUGCAGAGUCAGUGGGGAAAGCUAGGCUUUCCUUCCAGAAACAAGGGAGAGAGCCGAGGGGACAGCUGUUGUGGAGGUUUCUAAGGAGACUCAGACUGGCUUCUUUCCCUGCUCCUGGGAGACGGCAGGAAACCUCAGAAGGGAGGACCGCUGCUCCCUAGCCAGCAAGCAGCCCCCAACCUGGAUGGAGUGAAAGAUGCGGCCUGAUGACAUUAACCCAAGGACUGGGCUAGUGGUAGCCCUGGUCAGUGUCUUUCUGGUCUUUGGCUUCAUGUUCACCGUCUCUGGGAUGAAAGGAGAGACUCUGGGAAACAUACCCCUCCUGGCCAUCGGGCCAGCCAUCUGCCUGCCAGGCAUUGCAGCCAUUGCCCUGGCCAGGAAAACUGAGGGAUGCACUAAGUGGCCGGAAAAUGAGCUGCUGUGGGCCCGCAAGUUGCCCUGCUUCCGGAAACCCAGGGACAAGGAGGUGGUGGAACUGCUGAGGACCCCUUCAGACCUGGAGUCAGGCAAGGGAAGCUCAGAUGAGCUGGCUAAGAAGGUGGGCCUCAGAGGAAAGCCUCCCCGCCAGGGGCAGACCGAGGUGCCUGUGGCCAGUUCCAUCACCACCCCCACACCCACGGAAGAAGGAGAAUGCCAGAGCCUGGUCCACAGUGGGCAUCAGGAAGAGACAUCCAGAUACCUGGACGGCUACUGUCCCUCAGGCAGUUCCUUAGCCUACAGUGCCUUGGAUGCCAAAUGCUCAGCCUGGGACAGAUCUGAGUGCCCUGAGCCUGAGGACAGCAUCUUCUUUGUGCCCCAGGACAGUAUCAUCGUUUGCUCCUACAAGCAGAACAGUCCCUAUGACAGAUACUGUUGUUACAUCAAUCAGAGUCAAGGCAGGUGGGACCACGAGACAAUAGUCUGAGCUUUGCAUACAAGAGUCGCUUUGUUGAUAGAAACGUGGCUACACUCAGCUUCCAGGGGAAGGAAACUGCCCUGUUCCAACAGCCUUCACAGUUAGAAAUUGACUUGGUAUGUGAUGGAUAUGCAAACCUGGGGUUCCGGAGAGCCAUGUAAAUAGGCAUGUUGGGGACAUAUUUUAGGGAAGGGUGAUAAGGGUUAAGGACACUGGAAGAGGCAUCUGGUAGGAGAGGAAGCAAUUCCAGUUGCUUUUUAACAACUAAAUCAUGCUGGAUGUUUUGUAAACAUCCAGAAAGUGGAUGUUUCUGGUAACCCAGAAAGUGCUACCCAGCACCUGCUAAAAGGAAGAAAAAUCUAGAGUGGGCUGCAGAUAUCAGCCAUGAAACGAUACACGGGCUUGCCAUAGGGAAACUGAGCUGCUUUCAGUCUGAAUAAAUUGAAAGACAAAACAAUUUAGUGCUUCAUUAUAUGAAAUGAUUUUUCUCUGGUGAAAGCUCUUCACACUUAAUAUUUAUUUGCUGAAGGAAAAAAAGUCAAGAUAGAAAAGCUACAUCCCUCUUUAGGUGGGGUGGAUUUUGGAGAAAGGGGAGUUAAAAACAGUUGAAUUAUGUAAUUGAGUUUUAUGACAUUAUCCUCUGACAAGAUCAGAGAUUUCAAAUAAAGUAAAAUAAGUGUGAACCGCUAAGUAAAAAAACUAACAAUUUUAGAUGGCUAUGUUAGUUCUCAAACUCUUCAUUUAAAUUGAUUUACUGGGUCUUUAUCUUAAGUGUUUUUUAACAUUUACUAUCAUUCAUGUAUAAUUUCCUCAUCAGGUGCAAAAUGACUUGACAUAAUAUUUUCAUAGAUUAGAAUUGUGUUCAUCAAGUCAAAAUGGGCUUUACAUAUGUAUACAAGUGUCUUUAACCUUUCUGGGAGAUAUGUACUGGUAAUUACUAUUCUUAUAUGCCUUUUAAAACCUGGAAACUAUGAAGUCAAUACAUUAGUCUUGAACUUUACGCAGAAUUUACAUAAAAUGCCAUGGUUAAACUUCUGGAAGUGUCAUUAUUUGUACAUUUAUUCAACAUUCACAAAGACUAUAAAUGCCAAUGAAACAAGAAUUAAUAUACUAGAUUUAACUAAAGCUCAGUUUUUAUGAAGUUCAUCUAAUCAGUGAACAUUGCAUGACAAAGGUCUGUUUUAUUUUACACUUAAUUUUUUGCUACUGAGGAAAAAAAAAUCACAAUAGGAUCCUAACAUGUAUUUUCUAUUUCACUUGCAUAAUUGUAAUAGACAAGAGGGCAAUCAGCCAGAAUACUAUUUAGUCCCUGUUGAAAUUAUGUAGAGAAAUCGUGGUAUAUUUCAUCUUGAAUAUCAGAAUAUUUUACAUCUUUCAAAGAACGAUGAUUUAUUUUUAAUGAUCAGAUAGUUUAAGCGACUUUCUCCUAAAAGGGAAAUUGAGGACAAAAAUUCUGGACAAAACUCUUUUGUGUAUUUCAGGUCCAAUUCUGCAAGUCUUUAAGUGUAGCAAUUAUUCAGUCUUAAGAAUCAUGGCUUUAAAAAUCACAAUUUCCAAAUCAAGUGCAGCAUCAAAAGUAUAUAAUUUUUUUUUUUAAGUAGGGCUUAAAUGUCAGAAAAUGAGAUGUGUGAUCCUGGGCAAAUUUUGUCUUCUUGUACUUCAGUUCCUGCUCCUCAGAAAUCAAGGAGGAGUGGGACCGACUUACACUAGAGUGUGUCUGUCACUCCUUCCCAGUUUGAAUAUUCUGUGGCAUUAUGUCAAUGACACUUUAUAUAAUGCCAGGAAAUGAGUUACAGCAAAAUUCAUGCCAAAGUUAUGCAAUUCAUGAUAAAAAUUGUAUGACAUGGAUUGAAUUCUUGCUACUACUUAAAAGAAUUUUGUAGAUGUAUGAAAGCAGAUUUGUUUUAUUACCAAAUAUUAUUUAUUCAACAAAUACAUUUCUGGAAACAAAAUGAAGAUGUUAAUUAAGGGUAAAAUUUUUUCAAUAUUGGUAUAGCCCCAAAUAAUGUAAUGCAUACCUUUGCACUAAAUGUAAUUUACUUUGGAUUUGGCAUGGAGGGAAAAGAGUUUCCUAAAAUCACAAUACAUCUUAAUAAUUCUAGUGCAUUUUGAAAGAUGGAAAUCAUGUUUCAAUGAAGGUGAAAAUUAUUGGAUAACUGUCUUAGGAAUAAAAACUUCUAAUUUGCUUGUUUUUUGUGGACACCUUUAGAGAUGAAGAGAUAGCAAGACAUUGGAGAGAGAUGUUCACAGACACUCAGCAAAUCCUACACAGGGUCUGAAAAGAGAUGAUUAUAGUGUUACGUAUGGCUUAAGGAGUGGAAAAGUUACUUUUUGAUUUCUUGGAAUCAGCACAAACUCCUUGAUAUCACAUACACAUUCCAAUGUCCACAUCCAAAGUCAAUUACUAGUUUAGAAAUCUAAGAUAUUUUAUCACAUUUUCAAGUUCUUUUUCAGAAGAAACUUCCUUCAGUCUUCAUCUUCUAUCCACCUACUUAGGACACAGAAGGUAUCUAAAUAUGCAUUUGAGGGCAUUUUCUGCAAUGCUAAAACAAUGGUUUGCAAAUGUUAACUGGGUGACUGAACUUUGACCAGAGAGAAUAAAAUGUGUGAUUGUG